AUGUUACCUGUGCAAGAACAAGCAGAAAUCAUCCAGAAGGUUCGCGGCGCCUUGGAGAAGUAUGAAUCCAAGUUGAGCACGAUCAACCAGAAGAUCUGGUCAAACCCAGAGCUGGCAUUCAAAGAGUAUGAUGCCCAUGACCACAUCUGUGAGGUCUUCGAGUCGCUCGGGCCGGAGUACCAAGUUCACAGAAAGGCCUAUGGCGUUGAGACUGCGCUUGAGGUUAUUUACAAACGUGGAAAUGGUGGGCGUGUGAUGGCAUUUAAUGCCGAAUAUGAUGCCUUGCCGGGCAUGGGCCAUGCAUGCGGACACAAUUUGAUCGCUACCAGUUCGAUUGCCGCUUUCCUGGCUACUUGUGAGACAAUGAGCUCCAUCUAUGCUGAUCAGAUCGGAUAUUCUGUUCGUCUAUUGGGGACACCGGCCGAAGAAGGCGGUGGUGGAAAGCUUCUUCUCGUCGAGGCUGGAGCAUACAAAGAUGUCGACGCUUGCUUCAUGGUGCACCCGUUCCCAGUGCUUUCUGGUGCGCCAGAACUGAUCAGCUCGAGCUCUUGUUCUGGACAGUACCUUGCUAAUGACAAGGUUGAGGUGACCUUCACGGGUAAGCCGGCGCAUGCCUCGGCAGCUCCGUGGGAGGGCGUUAAUGCACUUGAUGCCGUCGUGUCCGCGUACGUCAAUAUCUCCAUGCUGCGACAACAGAUCUUGCCCACACAGAAGAUCCAUGGUGUUGUCUUGCGUGGUGGAGACAGGCCCAACGUGAUUCCUGCUUCUACGACAGUUGAAUACUACAUUCGGUCUGAUACUGUCAAGACCUUGAAGCCCUUGACCGAAAAGGUGCUGAAAUGCUUCGAGGCUGCUGCUAUUGCUACGGGCUGUACUGUGGAGUACAAAUGGGAGGCUGCAUACAAGGACAUGAAGAUCAACAAGCCAAUCUGCGACAGCUAUGUCUCCGCUAUGAACGCCAUGGGCCACAGUACUAUCUUUGAUGCCGCUGGACAAGAAGGAGGACUAAGUGGCGGAUCUACCGAUAUGGGCAAUGUUUCGUACGAAGUCCCUGGUUUCCACGGUGGAUUCUAUAUUCAUGCAGACGGAGUUAAUCAUACACCGCAGUUUACUGCAGGGGCCGGGUCCGAAGAAGGAUUCCAACGGAGUUUACAUUGUGCGGCGGGAAUGGCGGUGGUGGCGUCUAGGGCCUUGGUCGACGAAAGCUUUGCCACUGCGAUCAAGUCGGAUUUUGGAAAAGACCUUUCCUAG
Penicillium brevicompactum is the source of this 1251-nucleotide messenger RNA. Its product is annotated as M20 family metallopeptidase. Gene Ontology annotation, molecular function: dipeptidase activity. NCBI's taxonomy places the organism in Eukaryota, Fungi, Ascomycota, Eurotiomycetes, Eurotiales, Aspergillaceae. Bases 1 to 1251 code for a protein of 416 amino acids. The transcript has 4 exons. The record is from RefSeq and is a predicted model, not a curated record.